This is a messenger RNA of Xyrauchen texanus (razorback sucker), 13932 nucleotides long. RefSeq names its product FAT atypical cadherin 1b (gene fat1b). Gene Ontology annotation, molecular function: calcium ion binding. Gene Ontology annotation, biological process: homophilic cell-cell adhesion. Lineage: Eukaryota; Metazoa; Chordata; Actinopteri; Cypriniformes; Catostomidae. The record is from RefSeq and is a predicted model, not a curated record. The coding region runs from base 1 to 13461 and encodes 4486 amino acids. The transcript is spliced from 27 exons. Gene Ontology annotation, cellular component: plasma membrane.
AUGGGCAAAUUCUGGACUAACCAUCUCCUAGUGCUGUUUCUGUGGAGUUGCAUAGGUGCCCAGAAAGUGCAAUACGCAUUGCCUUUUCAGUUUACUCAUUCACUUUACAAUGUGAAAAUAUAUGAAAAUUCAGCACCAAAAACCUUUGUUGAAAGCCCAGCUAAAAUGGGCAUUUCUGUGGUGAAUAAGUCUUGGGAUAUUUGGUAUGUGAUAGAAUCUGGGGAGCAUGAGAAUAUAUUCAAAGCUGAGAAGUACAUUUUAGGUAAUUUCUGUUUCCUGCGAAUAAGGACCAAAGGAGGGAAUUCUGCCACACUUAAUAGGGAAGUAAAAGACCACUAUCUACUAACUGUAAACGCUAUCGAAAGACACACAGGUGCUGAGGUGCAAACGCAAGUGAAAGUACACGUGCUGGACACAAAUGAUCUCAGACCUCUUUUUUCACCAACUGCAUAUUCUUUUUUUGUUCCUGAAAACUCAGCCAUUAGAACAAGCAUUGGCAGAGUCUCUGCCACAGAUGCUGAUACAGGCACCAAUGGAGAGUACUAUUUCAGUUUCAAAGAUGAGUGGACUGGCAUGUUUUCCAUUCAUCCUACCAGCGGGGUCAUAACGCUGACUGGCAAGCUGGAUUACUCUGAGGUGACUCUAUAUGAGAUUGAUGUGUUGGUUGUGGACAGAGGCUUGAAGCUCUAUGGAAGCAGCAGCAGUAGCACGGCAAAGCUAAAGGUGCACAUACUGCAGGCCAAUGAACAUGCACCUGUCAUCACAGCUGUCCCUUUAACUCCAUGGAACACUACCAAGGAUCCCACUUAUGCUUUUGUGACUGUGGAGGAUAAUGACGAAGGGCUAAAUGGCGAGAUUGCCCUUUUGAGCAUUGUAGCUGGAGAUCCGCUCAAGCAAUUUAAGGCCUUCAGUAUGAGCCCUGGAAGCAAAGAAUACAAGAUAAAGGCCACAAAGGAAGUGGACUGGGAGGGUUACAGUUUUGGAUACAACCUGACCCUGCAGGCUAAGGAUAAGGGAAAUCCUCCCAAGUAUUCCUCAGCGAUAGUUGUCAGAGUGAGAUCGCCAAGUGAAUAUCUGGAGACACCUAAAUUUGAGAUGCACAUCUACAAAGUUACUCUUAGUGAAUUUGCCCCACCUCACUCCUCUGUUAUCAUGGUCAGAGCUUUACCAAAAGAUUCAAAGAUUAAAUAUGAGUUACAGUAUAAGAUGAAACAACACGAGAAUCCAUUUGUUAUUAACCCAAACACAGGGCUUAUUACCACUUCUGCACCUGUAAAAGCCGAAUGUGUCAGCCAGUAUGAAUUUGUGGUUGUUACGAGUGAUAAACGAGCUGCGGCGAAAGUAAUCGUCAAUGUAAGUGACAUGAACAACAAUGUGCCAAAGUUUCAACAGUCUAAUUAUAAAGCCAGUAUCAAUGAACAUGUCCCAAUAGGGACUAGCAUUAUAACAGUAAGUGCUACUGAUGGAGAUGAUGGAGAGAAUGGCUAUGUGACUUACAGUAUUGUCAAUACAAACAAACAACCAUUUGUGGUUGAUUGCUUCACUGGUGUUGUAAGCACUGCUGAAGAUUUAGAUUAUGAAACAAUGCAGAGUAAAUUCUCUCUAAGGGUUCGAGCCUCAGACUGGGGGUCCCCUUUCCGCCGUGAGGCAGAGGCUGUUGUUUCAAUCACGCUCACCAACCUGAAUGAUAAUGAGCCACUGUUUGAGAAUAUCGAUUGUGAUGUUACCGUGCCAAGAUCUCUUGGAGUCGGUGAGCAAAUAAUAGUGGUGUCUGCCAUUGACGCAGAUGAUCUAGGUGUAGUGCAGUACAGAAUUGACAGUGGUAAUAACAUGAAUCUCUUUGAAAUGGAUUCCAGCUCUGGGAUGCUUUCACUCAAAAAGCAGUUGAAGCAUGGUGAUGCUUUUUACAGCCUACAAAUAACUGCCAGUGAUGGAGAAAAGUCAAGUACUCCUAUGUAUUUAAAUCUAACUGUUGUCAAUGCUUUUAAACAUGUCCACUCCAAAUGUGUAGAGACUGGGGUUUUGAGAACCUUUGCAGGGUUGCUGCAUUUUGGCUCCAAACUACACAUUCAAAAAGUACCAGACGAUGAAUUUGCAGACUUCCAUUCUGUUAACCGCAAUACUCCAAGUUUUAUAGAAUCCACUCCAACUCUAAUAGAAGUUAAAGAGGACCUUCCUGUAGAGACAAGCAUAGCACACCUCAGGGCUGUUGAUUCAGACUCUGGCUUCAAUGGGAAACUAGUUUUUGUGAUCUCAGGGGGAGAUUUUGAUAGUCGCUUCACGAUUGAAUCUGACAGUGGGUGGUUGAAAGUUUACAAAUCACUUGAUAGAGAAACAACAGACCACUACACUCUUAACAUUUCAGUUUAUGACCUUGGUUACCCACAGAAGUCCUCAUCUCACAUGUUAGACAUUACAAUUUUGGAUGCCAAUGACAACAGCCCAGAGUUCUUACAGCACGAGUAUUCAGUAGAUAUAAGUGAGGACACUGAUGUGGGAACAGCCAUCAUUCAGCUUGAAGCAAGAGAUAGAGAUUUGGGGGUCAAUGGAAUAGUAAGGUACUCAUUUCUGACCAAAACAGACAAAUUUAUCAUACAUGAAGAAACAGGGUUUGUUACUGUUAAGAGUCCAUUAGACCGAGAAUCAAACCCAUCAUUUGUUUUGAAGGUGGCUGCUUAUGAUAAAGCAACUGAUGAGUCUAAAAAGGUAUCAACAGUGUUGUUGCACAUUAAUUUGGAGGAUGUGAAUGACAAUUCCCCUGUAUUUAUACCAAAACAAUACCAUGUUCGAGUGAGGGAGGACAUUCCAGUUGGAACCUUAGUCUUCUGGCUAGAAGCUCAAGAUCCUGACCUUGGACUGUCUGGACAGGUGAGAUACAGCCUAACAGAUGGAGAAGAUGUAAGCUUUCAGGUCGAUAAAGUGACAGGAGCUGUGUACCUCUCACAGACUCUUGACUUUGAGACAACACAAGUAUACAAUCUGACAGCAAAGGCCAAAGACAGAGGAAAGCCAAACUCUUUAUCCUCAUUCUGCUUUAUUCAAGUGGAGAUUGUGGAUGUUAAUGAGAACUUAUUCCACCCUUCCUUCCCAUUCUUUGUGGACUGGGGAGCUGUGAGUGAAGAUGCCCCUGUUGGGUCUUCUGUUAUUAAAGUUACUGCUUAUGAUGAAGAUAUCGGCAGGGAUGGAGAGAUCCGCUAUUCCAUACGAGACGGUUCAGGACUUGGAGUGUUCACGAUUGAGGAAGAGAGCGGCAUUAUAAGAACACAAGAGAUCCUGGACCAUGAAUCCACCAGUCACUACUGGCUGACCAUCUAUGCCACAGACCAGGGAAUUGUGCCUUUUUCUUCAUUUGUGGAAGUCUUUAUCGAGGUUCAGGAUGUCAAUGAUAAUGCGCCACUGACAACAGAGCCUGUUUACUAUCCUUCUGUGUCUGAGAACUCUCCGAAAGAUGUGUCUGUCAUCCAGAUCCAAGCAUUUGACCUCGACUCUAAAUCAAGCAAUAAUCUCUUUUACAAAAUUACCAGUGGGAAUCCACAGGGAUUUUUUGACAUAAACUCUCAGACAGGUUUGGUGACAACGACAUCACGAAAACUGGACAGAGAAAAGCAAGCCGAGCAUAUUCUUGAAAUCACUGUCUCGGAUGAUGGUUAUCCACCCAAGUCUACCAUAGUUCUUGUGAUAGUCAAAGUGUUGGAUGAAAAUGACAACAGUCCCCAGUUUCUGGAGAAGAUAUUUCAAAUCAAGCUGGUGGAACGACCAGAGGCAGUCGAAUGGGAGCCAAUUUAUCGAGUGAUUGCUUUUGACAGAGAUGAGAGCCCCUCGUCUGAUAUCUCAUACAGUAUAGAGGAGGGUGAAGAGCACAGGAAAUUCUUCAUUGAGCCCAAAACUGGAUUUGUGUUCUCCAAAGAAGCCUUUUCAGCAGGCCAGUAUCAUAUUCUCACGAUUAAAGCGUCAGACAACGGGCAGCCUUCGAAGUUGUCCAUCUGUCGGUUGCACAUUGAGUGGAUUCCAAAGCCUAAUCUGCCUAAACAACCACUGUUGUUUGAGGAGAUUUCGCUCUCAUUCUCCGUGAUGGAGAGUGAUCCUGUGGCCCAUAUGGUGGGAGUCAUCAGCACUCAGCCUCUUGACUCACCUGUAUGGUUUACAAUCAAAGGAGACAUAUACGCUAAAGAGAUGUUUCACAUCCUACAGAUGGCUUGUGACCUGAACUGUACAGCAGGUGGAAACACUUACAGCUGGUUUGAUGUGGAGAAGGCUAGUGGCACAAUCAUCAUCGCUGGAGAUCUAGAUGCUGAACGGCAGUCAAAUUACAACCUCACAGUUGAAGCAACAGAUGGAACAAGAUCCAUCAGCACUCAGGUCACAAUUCAAGUUAUAGACACAAAUGAACAUCGACCUCAAUUUGACCAAAACCACUAUGAGAUAAGUAUUCCAGAGGAGACCCUGCCUGGGAUGAAGAUACUGGAAAUAAAUGCAACAGACAGAGAUAAGAAGAAUAAAUUGUCCUACACACUGUUGAGCAGCACAGACCAUUUCAGUCUGAAGAAGUUUCGUCUUGACCCUGGGACAGGCUUUUUGUACACCACAGAAGAACUGGACCAUGAAACUAUGCACAGACAUAUCCUCACUGUAAUGGUUAGGGAUCAAGGUUUCCCUGUGAAAAGUAAUGUUUUGAGAGCGAUUAUCAAUGUGGAGGACAAUAAUGACAAUGCACCAUGGUUCACCAGCCCUCAGUACACCGUUCGUGUGUUGGAGACAGCUGCUGUUGGUUCAUCUGUGUUACAGCUCACUGCUCUGGACAAAGACAAAGGACUAAAUGCUGAAAUCCACUACAGCAUAGAUUCAGGAAAUCAUGGAAGUUCCUUCAACAUUGACCAGUCUUUGGGCAUUGUAACAGUUGCAAAGGAACUUGAUCGUGAAAACAUAGACCAAUAUGAGCUGGUGGUAAAAGCGUCAGAUAAAGGGAAACUUCCUCUCAGUGUGGUUACAUCUGUCCAGAUCACAGUUACAAUCUCGGAUAAUACCAAGCCAAAAUUCCCCUUCAAUUCAAUAUCAUUUGAGGUCAGUGAAUCUGUCCCUAUUGGGAGUUUUGUAACUCUAGUCUCAGCCUCCAGUCAAUCAACCGUCUUCUAUCAAAUCAAAGAAGGAAAUGUGAAUGGUGCAUUUGACCUCAAUCCAAACUCUGGUGCUGUCGUUACAAAGAAAAAGCUGGACUUUGAAAGCGUUUCGUCAUAUGAACUGAUCGUACAAGGUACAGACAUGGCUGAAAUGUCAAGCAGUGUCACAGUAAACAUUCAACUAAAGGAUGAAAAUGACAAUGCUCCUGUUUUUACUCAACAUAAAUUCUCUGGCUUUAUCAGCGAGUCAGCCACUGUUGGGGGUGUGGUUCUGACCUCUCUGAAUGCUCCACUUGUAGUACAUGCAACAGAUGCUGAUAGGUCAAAAAAUGGCAGACUUGUCUAUGAGAUCAUGGAGCCAUUUGCUCAUAAUUUUUUUUCCAUUGAUUCAGGGACCGGAGCUAUUCAGAGCCUCAGCAGCCUGGAUUAUGAGCAGAGAAAGGUGUUUAACUUCAGAGUACAAGUUCAUGACACUGGCACCCCAUGUUUAUUCUCAAAAAACACUGCCAAUGUGACUAUCCAUGUCAUUAAUAUCAAUGACUGUGCACCAAAAUUCAGUCAGGAUUUAUAUGAUACAACCGUUUUCCUUCCAACCUACAAAGGAGUGAGAGUGACAACAGUAAAGGCUACAGAUGAUGACUCAUUGCCAGACACCAAACUACGCUUUGCACUUGUAGAUGGCAACAUAGGAAACAAAUUCCUGAUUGAUCCAAUUUCAGGUGAUAUUUUUGUGCAAAAUGCUACACAGCUUCGCACUAGGUACAUGCUGAUAGCCAAAGUUUAUGAUGGGAGAUUUACUGGCUCUGCUACUGUGAAAGUCACUUUUAAAGAUAAAAAAGAGGACAAUCUGAGGUUCACCCAGGAAAUCUUCACAGCUUAUGUGCAGGAAAACUCAUCGGAGAGGAAAACCCUGGCAAUCAUUUCUGUAGUUGGAAAUAGAAUCAAUGAACCUUUGUUUUACUCCAUUCUCAACCCUAAUAGCCGUUUUGAAAUAGGACGCACAUCUGGAGUGCUUUUCUCCACAGGUGUCCCAUUUGAUCGUGAGGAGCAGGAUUUGUUUGACAUCUUUGUGGAGGUUGCAAAAGAGCCAAAGUUGAAUGGAACUGCUCAGGGGCUUGUGAGAGUACACAUUGAAGAUGUAAAUGAUAAUGCUCCUGUGUUUUUAGACCAGCCCUACAGUGCUAUUCUGCAGAUCGACAAAACAGUAGGUUCGGGUUUCUGGAAGGUGACUGCUGUGGACAAAGAUAUUGGCAGAAAUGCAGAGGUUACAUACUAUUUAAACAGGCAUGAUAAAUAUUUUCAGGUGAACCCCUCAGGAGAAAUAUCCAUUAAAAAACCUCUUGAGCCAGAAAGUGUCGGCAAGUUUGUCCUCAACAUUACUGCAAAAGAUGGCGGCGACCCACCUCUGUUCUCAAAAGCAGAGGUCUUUAUUUCAGUCGUGAAUAGAGCCAUGCCAGUGUUUGAAAGACCUUUUUAUAAGAUCGAAAUCCCAGAGAAUGUUCAAAUACAUACUUCCAUACUGCAGGUUGUGGCCAAUGGGUCAGCAGGACCUCGAACAGUGUACAGCAUUUGUGGGGGAAACCCUUUCAAUCAGUUCUCAAUUAACUUCAAUUCAGGAGUCAUCAAAGUCAUCCAGCCGUUGGAUUAUGAUGCUCAUCCUGCAUAUCGAUUGAGCAUCCAGGCUACAGACUCUCUAACAGGGGCUAACUCUGAUGUUUUUGUAGAUAUUAUUUUGGAAGAUGUCAAUGACAACGCACCCAAAUUUGAAGCAAGGUCAUACAACAUUAGUGUCUCUGAGUCUGUUGUAAUUGGAACUUCUGUUUUACAAGUGGUAGCCAUGGAUUCUGACUCAGGAAGCAAUGCAAUAGUGUUUUAUCAGUUGUAUGAAAAGGGUGGAACUGUCUCAGAUCACUUCAGAAUAAAUGGGGAAAGUGGAGUCAUUUGGACUGAAGGGCUGUUGGACCAUGAAUCUCAAUCACGGCAUGAUCUGAUUGUAAAAGCUGUUGACGGAGGACCAUUUCAAAUGUCUUCUGAGGUCCAAGUGACCAUAUAUGUAACUGAUCUUAAUGACAAUCCACCUGUAUUUACACAACAUCUUUAUAUUGCCACCAUGCAUGAGAUUUCUCCUCGAGGACAGUUUGUGACUUGUGUUAAAGCAUAUGAUGCUGACAGCCCUGGAACAAGUUCUCUUGAGUAUUCAAUUUUGUCUGGAAAUGACAACAACAUCUUUGCCAUUGAUGCAGCAAGUGGAGUAAUUGUGAUUGCAAACUUUAGCCAACAGUCUCUCGAGCCCUUUUAUAGCUUAAUUUUGUCCGUUACUGAUGGUGUUUUCAGAGGUAAUGCGAAGGCAAACAUCUAUGUAAUGGGUGAGAAUAACCAUGGCCCAUCAUUUACUCAAGAUGAGUAUCUUGUAGAACUUGAGGAGAACUCUCCAAUUGGUACAUUGGUUAUACAAGUAACAGCCAUUGACGAGGACCUGGGGAUGUAUGGCCAGUUGACAUUCAUCAUUGUAAAUGAUAUUGCUAGAGAUAAAUUUACCAUCAAUGCUGAUGGGCAGAUUCACACUGCUGAGAGCUUUGACCGAGAAAAUCGAGGAGAAGAAACAAUCUACAUCAAUUUAAUGGCUAAAGAUGGUGGUGGCAAAUUGGGAUUUUGCACUAUUGUUGUAAAUCUGUCUGAUGUGAAUGAUAAUUCACCCAUGUUCACACUUUCAGAAUAUAAAUCUACUGUGCCUGGAGAUGCUCUCAAAGGCACAACAGUAAUCAAAAUAUCAGCAGUAGAUGAAGACGAGGGCAGUAAUGCUGAUAUAAUUUAUACUAUCGACUCUGAUAUAAGGCACUUUGAAAUUGACUUCCUUAGUGGUGUGAUUGUCACAAAGGAAAGUCUAAAUGGUCUGGAAAAUGGCCUGUAUUCCUUCUUUGUGAAGGCUAAAGAUUCUGGUAACCCUCCAAAGCAAUCUAUUAUUCCUGUUUCAAUUAGAAUACUUCUUGCAGGAACAUCAAUCCCAAAGCUUGCUGAACCAUUGCUUGGGCUUGAACUUUCUGAAGACCUGCCUGUAGGAAAUGAGAUUGAUAUAUUCCAAGCCAUGGAUGAGCAGUCUGUAAUCUAUAGUCUUGUUGCGGGGAACACCCCAGAGAGUAACAAAGAUGAUGUCUUUGCCAUUGACAGCAACACUGGAAAGCUUAGACUCACCAAACGGCUUGAUUAUGAAAAUACCAAAAGUUAUCAGCUCACAGUACAGGUCCAGCAUGUUGAAAAUGGGAUGGAAAUGGUCUCAACUAUGGAUUUGAGUAUUUGGCUCAAGGAUGUCAAUGACAACAGCCCUCAAUUUGAGUCCUUCCCCUACCAGUCUUAUAUUGUUGAAAACCUACCAAAAGGGACUUCUGUAGUGCAGCUCAGGGCCACAGAUUUGGAUUCUUGGCUGAACGGUCAGGUCACUUAUAGUCUGCAUGAAAAUCAGGAGAACCCUGACAUUCUAGAGAUGUUUGCAGUGGACAGUGAAACAGGCUGGAUAACCACUCAUAAAGAGAUUGAUAGAGAAAAGAGAGACCGAUACAGAAUCAGAGUGGUGGCCACAGACAGAGCCCAGGGGCUACAGAUGACAGGCACUACUGUCGUUGAAGUGACAGUUGUGGACACAAAUGACAACCCUUCAUUAUUUACUGAAGCAUUAUUUAAAGGCACUGUGCGAGAAGAUGAAUCAACACCAGGAACUGUUGUAACAGUUCUAAGCUCCACUGACUCUGAUAGUGAGGAGGUCAACAGGAGGUUCAGCUGCUUUAUCACAGGUGGAGACCCUCAGGGCCUGUUUGAUGUGAAGUAUACAGAUGGUGUCUGGGCAGUCGUUGUCAGGAAAACUCUGGACAGGGAGGAGAGCGAUUUCUAUCUUUUAAACAUCACAGCCACCGAUGGAAUCUUUGUGACAAAAGCUGCCAUAGAGAUUACUGUCCUUGAUGCAAAUGACAACAGUCCUGUUUUUGACAUGGAUGUGUAUGCUCAAACUGUUCCUGAAGAUGUACCUGUUGGAAAACAAAUUCUUCAAGUGUCAGCCGCUGAUGCAGAUAUCCAGUCAAAUGCAGAAAUCACAUACCAGCUGAGUGGUAGUGGUGCUGAAUCAUUCAAAAUUGAUUCCAAAACAGGUGCUGUGAGUACACUGGUAGCCCUGGACAGAGAGAUGACUGAUAUGUACAACCUAACUGUGCAUGCAUUGGAUGGAGGAAAUCGCUUCUGCAAAACUGCUGUGGUCAUUGUGGUCGAUGAUAGUAAUGACAAUGCCCCCAAAUUCACAUCUGACCCACAUCAUGUGAGCAUUUUUGAGAAUACGCAACCCGGGACAUUCGUGGCACGACUAGAGGCCUUCGAUGCAGACACCGGGAUGAACGGUAAAAUACAUUACUCAUUUGAAGACUCUGCUGGAGGUCUGUUCUUUAUUGAGGAGAGCUCAGGGAUAAUCAGUUUAAAAAGAUCCUUGGACAGACAGACCAAAGCCACACAUGUACUGAGGGUGCGUGCCACAGACCAGGGCUCUCCGCAUAGACUCUCCUCACUGUGCUCUGUGGUUGUGACUGUACUGGAUGCAAAUGACUAUCCACCGGCGUUUGAGCACAGAGACUACGUUUCCACAGUCCCUGAGGAUGUUGCGAUAGGUACUAAGCUUCUGACUGUUUUUGCUGCAAGUAGGGAUUGGGAAAUUACUUCCCAGACAACCUACUCUAUCACCAACGGCAACAAGCAAGGAGCUUUCAGCAUUGGCACACAGUCAGGGGACAUCUUUGUGAUCAAGCCACUGGACUAUGAGGUUUCUCCACAGCAUUACCUGACAGUGAAGGCCACCGCCAGAGGGAAACAGUCCUUCAGUGAUACAGCUACUGUUACUGUACACCUCCUUGACAUUAAUGACAACAGCCCUGAGUUUAGCCAGAACGUCUACUCGGCAGUAAUUAGGGAGGACAGCAGGCCAGGGAGCAUAGUGCUGACAGUACUAGCAAGUGAUUUUGAUGGACCUUUAAACAACCAAAUCUACUACUCCAUUACGGACAACAACCAGACUUGCCCAUUCAUCAUGGACACAGGCAGUGGUGAACUGAAAGUUGCCCAUCAAUUGGACAGAGAAAAGGUAGCGGGGUACACUCUGACAGUGCUGGCCUCUGACAAUGGAAUUCCCCCCAAAUCCAGCAGUGCUGCAAUCAACAUGGUCGUGUCUGAUGUGAAUGAUAAUCCCCCUGCCUUCUCUCAGGCUAACUACAGUAUCAUCAUCCAGGAGAAUCUGCCCUCAGGUGUCAGUGUGCUACACCUGAAUGUGACAGACAAUGAUUCCCUCCAAAAUGGGCCUCCUUUCUCCUUUAGUUUUCUGAGGGGUGAUGAGAGAAACACCUUCAGUAUUGACCAGCAGGGUGUGAUCAGGACUGCAGUACCAUUGAGAAAGGGCCAGCACAUACUGCAAGUGCAGGUGUCUGACAAUGGCUGGCCCCCACUGAAAUCAACUACAUCUGUCAGUGUGCUUGUAGUACAAUCAAGUUUGUAUCCCCCAUCUGUGCAUUCCCUGGAUGUUUUUAUCACAAUCUUAGAGGAUGAGUACUCAGGAGGCAUGCUGGGAAGAGUCCAAGCCACAGAUCAAGAUGAAUAUGACACACUCACGUUCAGUCUGGAGCCUCAGUCAAACAGCUUGUUUACUGUGGUUGCCACGGAUGGCAGAUUGCUGGCCCUCGAAAGCCUGGAUGUUGGUCAUUACCAGCUCAAUGUCUCAGUCAGUGAUGGCCAUUUCUCAGCCUCAGCCAAUGUCACAGUGCAUGUGCAGCAGGUCACCCAGCAGAUGCUGAACAAUUCUAUGUCUGUACGCUUCACUGACAUCACCGCAGAGGAUUUUAUCCAGAACCACUGGAGAAACUUCCAAAGAGCGGUCCGCAGUGUUGCGGGGGUCCGUAGAGGCGACAUGCAGCUGAUCAGUCUGCAGACUGAAGAAAUCAGUGGCAGUCUGGAUGUUCUUCUGUUCUUUGAGAGAUCCGGAAAAGGUGCCAGCUCACUAGAAGCCCUCUUUCAGAAGAUCAACUCUUCCUGGGAAGCUAUCAGAGAGAUUACAGGACUACAUGUAGAGAGGGUUUUAAACAGCCAGUGCUCAAGCUUUAAGUGCCCUGGUAACAUGUGCAGGCGAGUGGUUUUGCUGGACCAGACCAGCAUGUCUACAUUCAGCACUGCCUUAGUGAGCUAUGUCACACCUAGACACCACAUUACAGCCAAAUGUCUGUGCAAAGAUGGAAAAUGCCCAAAUCUCAAAAAGGGCUGUGUGAACAAUCCAUGUCCAGAGGGAUAUGAGUGUUUGUCAGGCAUCACAGAAGACAAGCACAAAUGCAUAUGCACGGAUGGUACCAAAGGCAAAUGCUCAGGAGGAACUUCAAUGACAUUUAAUGAGAGCAGCUUCAUUAAAUAUGGCCUGAGAGAAAGCACUAGAGAAGUGAAGCUGACGCUUUGGUUGAAAACUCUCUCAAGAGUAGGAACAGUCAUGUUUGCCAGAGGAAAAGGCCACAGCAUUUUAGAGAUAGCGGGAGGCAGACUGCAGUUCCAGUUUGACUGUGGCUGGGGUCUCGCUACAGUUUCUGUACACAGUGUCCUGGUGAAUGACGGACAGUGGCACAUGGCAGAGCUUGAGGUGAAGGGUAACCAUGCCAGGUUGGUCCUUGAUCAGCUCCAUUCUGCAUCGGGCAUUGUGCCCGGCCCUCUUCACUGCCUUAACCUGGGUGACCAGGUGGUCCUGGGUGGACACACUCACCAUUCCAGACGCAAUCUGCCUGUAUCAAAGAGCCUACAGGGCUGCAUGGAUUCAGUCGUGUUAAACGGACAGAGACUCUCCUUGGACUCAAAUGGUUUAUCAGGGGUUGCCAUUGAGGACAUGGUUGGAGUGUCUCCUGGCUGUGUCUUCUUCCAAUCAUCUCCAGACUGUUCCAGCAAUCCCUGCCUCAAUGGAGGGAGCUGCUUAAUGAGGCAGAAUGGAGGUUAUUCCUGUAAAUGCAGAACUUUAUAUACUGGGACUCACUGUGAGGUCAAUAUAAGUCCUUGUGACUCCAAUCCCUGCCUGUAUGGAGGAACCUGCAUUCAAAAUAACCUGGAUUACAACUGUAAAUGUAGAGGCCAGUUCUCAGGUCAAAGGUGUCAGAUAGGACCAUUCUGCAAAGAGAACCCAUGCCGUAAUGGUGGGAAGUGUAUAGACAGUCUUGAUGGACCCAUCUGUGAGUGUGAGCCAGGAUUCAAAGGAGAAAGGUGCAUGAUUGAUUUAGAUGAGUGUGUGGACAGGCCUUGCUUUAAUGAUGGCCGUUGUGUCAACACGCAUGGAUCCUUUAACUGCUCCUGCUCGGUGGGCUUCACUGGGAGACUGUGUGAGGUGGACACAGAAGUCAGGAACCAAUUUGUGACAUCGUCUUGGAAUUCUUGGCUUGGAGAGCUGGUUGGAAUGCUGGCCAUCCUGACAGCCAUCUUUGUAUUGGCACUUCUUUUCUUAAUAGUGUGGAAUGGCACGUGCAAGCCCCGGGAGAAGGAUAAAGACCCUGACAAGUACAAUGCUGUUGAUUCUUAUAUUCAGAGGUCCAAUGUAUACAGCCAGGCCCAAAAAGGCUCCUGUGUGGUUGCUCCACCACAAGUCCCUGUACAACUCAUCUCCUACACACCCAGCAUUCCUGGAGAAACCCGAAACAACCGAUGCUCCAUUCCUGAGAUUUCAGGCUUUACACCAGAUCCACUCUUUGGUCUUCGGAAGACUGUAGCUGUGUGUAGUGUAGCUCCUAACUUACCCCACUACAAAGCUUCCCAUUCUUUAUCUGAAAAUGAUUCCAUACAGCAAACAGACUGGGAGGAGGAGUAUGAUGAAAAAGCCUUUUUAGCAAUGGACGACAGUGUUUCUCAUGAUGAUAGAGGACUUCGGUCGGUGCGCUCUCAAUCAGAAUUCAUGGAUGACAACAGCUAUCACUGGGACACCUCAGAUUGGAUGCACAAUGUUUACUCUCUUGGAGCCCAAGGUUUUCUCCAGUAUGAAUUUGUGCAAAUGCACACCACACCAGACUUUCUUGACAUGGAGUAUCUUUCUGGAGGCGAUGAUAUUGAGAACUUCCUGCCAAUUCCAGAUAAUCCUCUUCAUGAUGAAGGGCCUACAGUUCCAGAGUACGUUGAGCAUUAUGUCAGGCCAGAGGUUGACCAAGUCAUCCACCCAACAGCAAGGCCAAACUCCAUGCCCUUCACUCAACACCAUAGCUGUGACUACUCACAUGAAACAACCAUUGAAAUGCCUCAAGGCACACCAUUAGCACCUGUUGAAUUUCGGGCAGGAACACCUGAUUCCUCAAAAAGUCCUGUGUGAGAACCCAGGCACCCUGCACAUUUCAAAACUCUAUCCCACAGGUAUGCCAGCCAGUGGUUAGAAAUGACAGUGAAAUACAUGAUUAAGCCUAGGCUGGUACCAUCACCACAGACUGUGGGGGGUUUUUGUGCUCCUAUUUGAAACCAAAAUUAGUUUCUCAUGCAGCACCAUCUGUCUUAAUUCCUCAUGUCAACACUCAUAUGGUAAAAUAUGUCACUCUAACAUGCCAUUCUAGAUUGACUAGAAAGGUGCACUCAGUUAUACUUUGAUUUAUAUUGCACUAGCUGACAUGACAGUGGUCUUCUUCUGACACCUAUUAAUGUGAAUGUUUCUGUAAAAAUUUUAGAUGUGUGCUAUUCACAGUCAGCCAUGAUUAAUUUAUUUAACGAGAAAAGGUUUGCAAAAAAAGGGGAGAUGAAGUGAACAAUAUAUAGCUGGUUGUAUGAGAUUAAUAUGUCAGCCUUAAAGGAA